This is a messenger RNA of Hyaena hyaena (striped hyena), 3177 nucleotides long. RefSeq names its product leukocyte receptor cluster member 9 (gene LENG9). The coding region runs from base 1154 to 2698 and encodes 514 amino acids. NCBI's taxonomy places the organism in Eukaryota, Metazoa, Chordata, Mammalia, Carnivora, Hyaenidae. Gene Ontology annotation, molecular function: metal ion binding. The record is from RefSeq and is a predicted model, not a curated record. The transcript has a single exon.
GGCUGGGGUGUCGGUGAUGGGGUCCCGGAGCCUGUAAGGGCCAGGUGUGUCACCUGGAGCUCGGUGCCCCGCAGAGACUGGACCAAGGUCGAGGUCCUAAGAUUGCCCUGGUGAGAAUGUGGCCCCUUUAACAGAGGGGAGGCGUGGUUGGACGGUGUUCCUUCCUCAAUUAUGACGGAAGGCCGGCCUCACCUGCUCCUGGGAGCCACCUGAUUCGCUCCAGGAAGGGGCCCACCUGACUCACAGCCUGGGAGCCUGAUGACCCGCUCCCGGGGGUGGGCGCCUGACUCGCCUCCCACGGACGCACUAGGCUUCCAGCACCCGCUGACUCCCCCGGGAGGAUUCCUGACUCGAGGCCUGGGAGGCUGCUGAGUCGCUCCCGGGGGCCACCGCACUCCCACCGACUCGCUCCAGAGGACCGAGUGCAGGGGCUCCGGGAGCCUCAGCCUCCUGGCCCGCGUCUCCCGUGAACCCUCCGGGGGAAGCUGCCCUUUAUCCUGUGAGCGGCCGCGCAGGGGUGUCCGGAGAGACUGGGUCCCGGUGGAGGAAACCCCCCCUCCGGCCCCAGAUGUGUCGGCUCAAGGGCGACAGCGGCGUCCCAUGUCAGGGCUGCCUAGUUUAAGUCUGCCGGAGUCCAGUUGUCCCGCGGAGGGCAUGACCCACCCAGGACCCCGAGGGACGCAGCAGCACUGAAAACUCUGAAAACGCUGUAGGUGGGCGAAGGGCGGAACCUAGCCUACGGGGGGCGGGGCCUCCCAUGCAAAUCACGUAGGCGGGGGCGGAGCCAUACUCUGGAAACUUAGAAGAGGCGGGGCUGUACACGCAGACCGCGGCCGAGGCCGAAGCCGGGCGGGGCCGCGCCUGUAAAUCGUUCGGACUGAGGCCUCGGAGGGAGCCGGGUCCGGUUCCUCGGAGGCACUGACGAAGGCCGGCACCCUGGGGGCGGUGCCGAGCGUGUACAUCCUUUAGAACCGCUGGUCCGCGGAGGAGGCGGGGACGGGCUCCCGCAGGACACCUCCGCGGACAGCCGGGCGCCAGGCCCGGGACCGGAGGCCCCGCGAGCGCGCGUGCGCGACUCCCGCGCGGCGGGGCGGGUGACGUCACGGCCGGGCUUCGCGGCGGCCCGGCGGCGCUUCCGGAGCACUCCGCUCCCAUGGCGGCCGAGCCCGCGCCGCCGCCCGCCUGCCGCUUCUUCCUGGAGGGCCGCUGUCGCUUCGGCGCCCGCUGCCGCCAGCCCCACCCCGGGGCGCCGGCGUCGGCACGGCCUAACCGCGAGGCCGAGGCCGAGGCCAAGAAACCGCCGCUGCGCACGGCCUCGGCCGUCAUCCAGCGCAUCCGCUGGGACCCGCGCCUCGACCCGGCCGACUUCUCUGUGGGCUACGCCGACCGCUUCCUGGGCGUGCGCGAGGAGCCCUUCUGCGCCUUCUGCUGGGACGAGCCGCUGGCGGCGCUGGGGCCCGGCGUCCUGGCAGUGCCGCAGCACCGGGUGCGCUACUUCCGCUUCCGGGGCCGCCUCGUGUGGGACCGCGCCUCGCGCACCGACCUCGUCUUUGGCUCGGGCUCGGCGGCGGGUCGCGGACCCACCAUCCUGGACGCGCUCGACGGCGAGGACGCCCACGGGCCCCGGGAAGCACUCGACGGCGAGGACGCACGUGCCAGCGAAGAAGCCCAUGGGUCUUGGGACCCGCGGGCCAGCGAGGACGCCCGUGUCAGUGGAGACGCCCACGGGCCCCGGGACACGCACGACGGCGAGGACUCGCGUGCCUGUGAAGACAUUCACGGGGCCCGGGACGAGUGCGACAGUGAGGAUGCCCACAGCCCCCAGGAUGCGCACGGUGGCGAGGACGCCCGCGGGUCCCGGCGUGUGCACGGCAGCAGUGAGAACACGCUCCACAGCGUAGCUGCCGCCCCCACUGACGUCCGAACGGAAGAGCGCAGAGUGCCCCACUGGACAGAGCUAGAAGGGGUGCGGAGGCCGGCCACCGUAGCCAGGACCACGGAGUCACGGGGGGAGGCGCAGGUCCAGGGUGCCCCAGGACGGCCCGUGGGGGAUUUCCCGGAAACGGAAGCAGAGUGGGGUCCUGGGGCCUGGCCCUUGGACGGUGGAGAGGCUGCUGGCGCCAGGGCCGCGGGGCCUCGCCAGCCCCGUCCCACGCAUUUUGUGGCUCUCAUGGUGACUGAUCCCCGGCUGCAGGCGGGCGUGGCCAAGGCCCAAGAAGAGCUGGUCCGAGCUGCACCCUGGUGCGCUACGUUCAUGGUACCCGCGGGCGCCCUGCACCUGACACUGGCCCUCCUGAGACUAGCAGGCCCUGGGGAGGUAGCUGCGGCCCUCGGUGCACUGAGACGUGCGCUCUCAGCCCCAGGGCUUCAGGCACCCCCGCAGCUGAGGUUUCAGCGCCUGCUUCUCCUGAAGCACCAUGUACUCUGUGCCCCUCCCUGGCCCUCCCUAGAAAACAUGGCCCAAGUGUUGCAACAGAGGCUGGAAGCGGAGGGGCUCAGAGUAGUUCAGCCCCUAGGGGGGCUGCACCCCCACCUCACCCUAGCGAAGGUGCCCCAGGGUUCUCAAGUCUGCCUCCCUGAGCCCGACGUCAUCCCAGGACAGGAGCUGGGGAGCCAACCCCUGGGGAAAGUUUGGUUGUGCCGCACGGGCAGGGCAGGAGAGACCUACCAGCCCCUGGCCGAGAUGCCCCUGGGGUGACGGCCCCCCUCAGACCUCUGGAGGAGACAGAUCUCCAGCCCAAAGAACCGGAGAAGAUCCAGUCUAAGCAGGAAGAAACAAAGUGCUCUCUCUCUCUCUCUCUCUUUAAUUUUGGUUUCUCUCAAGCUUCCAAAUGGUGCUCAGUGAUCCAAGGAAAAGAAUGAAGGAAGGAGAAGGGAGGGAAGAGGGAAGGGAGGGGAGGCAGAGGAGGAACAUCUGGAAAAGAAGCAGCCUGACAGUCCAGCUGUUUGCAAACUCAUUGCACAUCCUCCAGUUACAUGGCAGAAGAGGGGGGGGCAAAAAGAAAAAGGGGAGGAAGAAAAUAACUUAAAUAAACACACACAAAAAGAAAAGAGAAGGAAACAUGACGUGAGCUGGUGAUCCAUGAAGGCAGGGAGGGAGGGAGGGUAACCGUUUUACCUGUGCUGAACCAAGGAAGGGUGGGGGGCAGGAGGAGGAGGGAGGGAAGGAAAAAAAAA